UAGCGCGGCGGGACUACAACUCCCAGCAUGCACCGCUCGCGGCCGGGGCGUGUCUCCAAGGCAACGGGGCGGGCGCGCUGCCCCGGGCCGGUCCCCUCAGAACCUCCCGCCGCGCCGGUCCCGGCCAUGCCCGAGGGCCCGGAGCUCUACCUGGCCGGGCGCUACAUCAACGAGGCGUGCAGCGGGUUGGUGUUCUCGGGCGGCGUGGAGCGCUCGGCGGUGGGUCGAGGCCCGGAGGUGCCUUUCUCCAGCCAGGCCUACCGCAUCUCCGCCGCCUCCCGGGGGAAGGAGCUGCGGCUGCGGCUGGCGCCGCUGGGCCCCGGCGGCUCGUCUCAGGACCUGGUGUUCCGUUUCGGGAUGUCGGGCUCGUUCCGGCUGUGCCCCGCCGCCCAGCUGCCCCGCCAUGCCCACCUCCGCUUCCUCACCCGCGGCAGCCCCCCGCAAGCCCUGUGCUUCGUCGACGCCCGCCGCUUCGGGUCGUGGCGGCUGGGGGAUGCCUGGCAGCCCGAGCGCGGGCCCUGCGUCCUCUCCGAGUACCAGGCCUUCAGGGAGAACGUGCUGAAGAACCUGGACGACAAGGCUUUCGACAAGCCCAUCUGCGAGGCCCUCUUAAACCAGAAGUUUUUCAAUGGAAUCGGGAAUUACCUCCGGGCUGAGAUCCUCUACAGGUUGAAGAUUCCCCCCUUUGAAAAGGCUCGGACUGUGCUGGAGGCCCUGAAGGAGCAGGAGCAGGAGAGGAGGAAGAAGAAUCCUUCCCUGACGCUGAGCAAGAAGCUGAAGCGGAUGCGGGAGCACCCGGAUCUCCUGGAGCUGUGCCACACCGUGCCCAUGGAGGUGGUCGCAGUGGAGAAAAACCUCCUGGAGCCAGACCACUCGGAUAACUACGCUGCUUUCCAGAGCUGGCUGCAGUGCUACUUGGUGCCUGGCAUGAGCUCCCUGCGCGACCGCAACGGCAGGACCAUCUGGUUCCAGGGAGAGCCUGGCCCCAUGGCUCCCAAAGGGCAGGCGUCCCGCAAGAAGCACGCUCAGCUGAAGGCAGACCCCGAGGCUCAGACCCCCAAGGUCACCCCCCGUGCUUCAAAACGGCCCCUGAGGGCUGCAGCGAAGCCUGUGAAGCCAGCCAAGGAGGAAGAAGAGCAGGAGGAGGUGGCUGAGGGGCCGAGGAAGGGACGUGCCCGUGGGAGGAGGAGGAAAGCAAGUGCUGCUCCAGCCUCCUCGGAGCCAGAGGCAGCAGGCACAGCCAGAAGGCGCCGAACCAGGGGCAGAGGCGCAGUCCCUGCCGUGUGAGUGCUGCGUGCUGCCCUCCUCCCGAGGGGCUGGGGUCUGCCUGGGGCCCUGGGUCAGUGCUGGGGAGAAAUGGGGCUGAUCUGGGGAGAAACAGGGCUGCUCUGGGCCUUGUGCUCACCCCCCCCCCCCCUCGCUACUGCUGCACCCUGCUAGUGUGGAAAGAGAUUUGGGGUUUGGUGAUGGGGCCAGUUUAUCCAGCAUCCUCCUGCUGUCCCCAGGCUCCUGAGGUGGGGGGGAUAAGGGCCACAGACCACACGUGGUGCUGGAUUCUGACCCCUUCCCUCUGCCUAAAAGUGGAUUCCCUCUUCCUUCCCCCUCUUUCCCUUUCUGGUUGCUGCCUGGAUCACUCUUUUUAGCUGACUAAUAAAGUAUUUUGCGUAGAAAA
Messenger RNA from Apus apus (common swift), 1672 nucleotides. It is a transcript of the gene NEIL1, whose product is annotated as nei like DNA glycosylase 1. Gene Ontology annotation, biological process: base-excision repair. The transcript is spliced from 9 exons. Bases 28 to 1287 code for a protein of 419 amino acids. Gene Ontology annotation, cellular component: nucleus. Lineage: Eukaryota; Metazoa; Chordata; Aves; Apodiformes; Apodidae. The record is from RefSeq and is a predicted model, not a curated record. Gene Ontology annotation, molecular function: nucleic acid binding; zinc ion binding; DNA N-glycosylase activity.